AUGAAGUUUGGUAAAACAUUAUUAAGUCAUCAAAUACCGGAAUGGUCUAUAUAUUAUAUGAACUAUAAGCAUUUGAAGAAAAUAAUCAAAAGUAUUGAUGCGUCUUCCGACUAUGAAGAUGAUAAAGUUGCAGACCUAGUUUCAAACACAAUUUCUGAAUUCUUCUUCGAGUUAGAUCGGAAUAUUGAAAAGGUCGAUGAGUUUUAUAACAAUAAAUAUAAGGAAUAUGAACGUCGUUUAUCGAAGAUUGUGUCUGUUUUAGGUUUCAAUGAUAACAAAAUAACUCGCCAAAUUGAAUCUAAUGACGAAUUGGACGAGAUUAUUUCUAUUUUACUCGAGUUAAGGACCAUUUAUCGUAAUUUGAAGUGGUUUGGUGAAUUGAAUCACAAGGGUUUUGUUAAAAUUUUGAAGAAAUUAGAUAAGAAAUUAUUGUAUUUGCAGAAAUCUUACAAUAAUCGCUUAGCAUCUGGAGAAAACCCAAUCCAGUUACCAAACUAUAAUAAAGAGAGUUAUCUAUCCACCAGAGUUAACGCUUUGCCAUUUGCGAAUAAAGGUGAAUUAUUAGGCGGGUUAGACACGAUUAAUAAUAUCCUAAACGAGUUGGGGGAAAUUCAAAUAAGUAACGAUAAUCUGACUGAUCAGCUUGACUUUUUGAAAAUCGGAAAUAGGCGCUAUUCUCUUGACCAGGAAUUUUUAAAACAAUUUGAUAAAGUAAUUGAAAAUGAUGAUGGUGAAAAUAUCGGUACUGAAUUGAGCAAAAUUACUCCAAACAAGUUGAAUCUGAGAUUUUUAAUUUCGUUAUUGAGUAAAGCAUGUUUGAGUGAUUCACUCAGUUGUAUUGAUUAUUUGAUAAACUAUUUGAUUGAAUUUAACAAAAGCCAAAGUUUACCUGUUAUUAAUUCAUUAUUUGAUCAGUAUGAUAUCAGCGGCCGCAAUUUCUUUCAUCAAUUCAUUGUUAGUUUGGGCAAAUCUCAAGUUACGAAUGAAAAGAAGGAGAACCUGAUUCUUCCUGGUGAGUCUUCUAAAUUAAAACGACUCUAUGGUAACAAAGGUGGUCCUGAUGGUGUUCAGCUUAAUCCUAUUAGAACCGAUGGUAUUCAGUAUAUUAUGAGUAAAAUUGAUUCUAAGGAUUUUGAAUUCAAAAAGUUGAUUAUUGCCAAGGACAACUAUUCAAGAACGCCUUUGCAUUAUUCCGCUCAAUAUGGCUUAAAGGAUAUUACUCAAAUAUUGUUGAAUUAUUUAAGUAAGUGGGACUUGAUUGAUAAAAAAAUCCCUAUUGAUGAUUUACAUUAUUGGGGAGACCAAGAAGGGUUAACCCCCAUUCAUUUAUCAAUUAUCGGCAAGCAUCCUAAAACCACGGAUAAUUUAAUUAUCUACAGUGCGACCCAAGAAUUAACCUGCCCCAAUCUAUUAUUACUAGCUGUGAGAUUGAACUGUCUUGAGAUUUCACAGAAUUUAAUCAGAAAGAGUAAAAUCAAUGUUGAUUAUACUGAUUUACAACACAAUAAUGAGACUGCGUUGUAUAUUGCUGCAAAAUUGAAUUAUGCUGAUAUUGUUGAAUUUUUAUUACAAGAAGAUGCUGAUACUGAAAUAAACGAGAUUCUCUUUGGGUGGACACCAGUUUUUAUUGCAGCAUCAGAGGGUUUUAAAAAUAUUGUUAGUCUUUUGAUUGACUAUGGAUGUAAAAUUGAUACGGUGGAUUACUCAGGGUGGUUCCCAAUGGAACAUGCAAGUUUAAGAGGCCAUCUAAACGUUGCAGAUUUAUUGAAACCAGAAAAUGAUCAGUUAUUACUACAUGAUAUCUAUAAUCCUUCUAAUAAUUUGGAGAGAUUUUCGAAUAGUUCGUUGAAGAGUCCAUCCACUAUAUAUUCAAAUAACUCAAGGGAUGAGUUGACGUUAUCUGCAAGUAGCAUUGAUAAGCUACCAGAGCCAAAUAAGGUCACGGUAAAUGAAGUCUAUAAACAAUUGAAGCACUUAGAUUCAAAUAGCUCUACUAAUGGAACAGUAAGUCCAAGGUCCAGGUCACCGACGAAUAAAAAGAAAUUUAAACCAAUUAAGUCUUUUGGCCACCGUUAUUUAAAUUCUGGUGAAUCAUUACUUUUGAUUACUUUAGGCACAACUGAUUUAAGAGAUGGUAAUGCACCUAUUGAGUUAAAUAAUAUUUCUAUGGCCAAGAGCUUUUUCACGGAAUUAGAUACGGCAUUAUCAUUAUGCAUUACCUGUCGUAAUAGAAAAGAUUCUUCAAACGAAUUAAUCGAACCACCAAUGAUUAUUGAUUUACCUUUGGAAGAACACCAUGGAAGCGCGACAGAUCCGUUGACUUUUAAAUUGACGGACAAUUUAAAUCCAGAAGAUGUCAUAGUCACAUUUGAUAUUGUUCCAACUUAUCAGUAUCCAAACAAUAGAGAUUUAAAUGGUAUUAAUCCGAACAAAAAGAAUCAAAAAGUUUUAGGCAGGGCAAUGGCUCUUUUGAAUGAAGUGUAUACCAAUGUGGGACCAAACCUAAGGUCUUUGAACAAUAAAAUUACUGUGCCGAUCUUCGAAUCUACUACUUUAGAUUUACUAGGUAAGAUAAGAUUUGAAUAUUUAUGCGUCAAACCUUUUUCUCACCCUUCAAUGAACAUUACUAGAAGUGAUACUUAUUGGAAGCAAUUAGUUUCGACAAGAGUUAUUGGCCAUCGUGGUUUAGGAAAAAAUGUCAGUAACAGAAAUUCGUUACAAUUGGGUGAAAAUACAGUGGAAUCUUUUAUUGCCGCAGCUUCGUUGGGUGCAUCUUAUGUUGAAUUCGAUGUACAAUUAACAAAAGAUUUUACAGCUGUGAUUUAUCAUGAUUUUACAGUAGCUGAAUCAGGAGCUGAUAUCCCGAUGCAUGCCUUAACAGCUGAACAAUUUUUGAGUUUGAGUGAAGCUGAUGAUCAUCAUAUCAAGAAUGAGAAGAAUAAGAAAUCUGUGAAGGUUGAUUCCAAACAAGCCCAGUACUCGUUGGAUGAUGAAAUUUUAGGAAAGGUUAACCGUCCAAGGUCAAUGUCAACAUACCCAUCAGCUCCUAACUUCAAUAAAAUACAUACCCAUGAUGAUCCAGAUGAGGUCGACGAUCAAAUAGAUAAAGAGUUCAAAGAUCAAAUAAGUAGAAGAAUGAAAUUAACUAAGACGUGGAAAGAUAAAGGAUUUAAAGGCAAUGCUCGUGGAUUAUCAAUUGCUUCUAACUUUGUUACAUUAAAGGAAUUAUUUAAAAAGUUACCUAAAAAUGUAGGUUUCAAUAUUGAACUAAAGUAUCCUAUGUUGGAUGAGGCUGAAAGUGAAAGUAUGGGUGAAAUCGCCUUUGAUAUGAAUUUUUACGUUGACACUAUCUUGAAAGUUGUUUUUGACGAGAAUACAAACAAUAGAGAUAUAUUAUUUUCUUCAUUCCAUCCAGAUAUUUGUUUGCUAUUAUCAUUGAAGCAGCCUACUAUGCCAAUUUUAUAUUUGACAGAGGCUGGCACACAAUCAAUGGCGGAUAUUAGGGCCUCAUCUUUACAAAAUGCUAUUAGGUUUGCUAAAAAAUGGAACUUAUUAGGAAUUGUUAGUGCUGCGAAAACUUUAGUUAAGACCCCAAGAUUGGCUCAAAUUGUUAAGUCUUCAGGAUUAGUUUGUGUUACUUAUGGGGUUGAAAACAAUUCACCUGAAUAUGCUAAAAUUCAGAUGAAAGCUGGUGUUGACGCAGUUAUUGCCGAUAGUGUGUUAGCUGUUAGGGAAGGCUUAAGAAAGGAUCAAGAAAAUUUGAAAGAAAUUGAAGAAUCUCUGGAAAGCGCUUAA
Debaryomyces hansenii CBS767 is the source of this 3795-nucleotide messenger RNA. It is a transcript of the gene GDE1, whose product is annotated as glycerophosphocholine phosphodiesterase. The record is from RefSeq and is a predicted model, not a curated record. Bases 1 to 3795 code for a protein of 1264 amino acids. Gene Ontology annotation, biological process: glycerophospholipid catabolic process. Gene Ontology annotation, molecular function: protein binding; glycerophosphocholine phosphodiesterase activity. The transcript has a single exon. NCBI's taxonomy places the organism in Eukaryota, Fungi, Ascomycota, Pichiomycetes, Serinales, Debaryomycetaceae.